CCAACCCUGUCGGGCCCCCCGACACGCCCACCGACUGUGUCAUCCGGAACCGUACGCAAGCGUCCCUGCACAUCCUGUGCGUGGCCGGCACGGCCGGCGGCUACCCCCAACUCUUCCACCUGGAGGCCUACCAGGCGCGCACCCACGUGCUGCUCUCGAACCUUACCAAUGGCCAGCCGGAGUUUGUGCUGGGCAGCCUGGGGCCGGGUGAGGAGGUGGUGGUUCACGUGUACGCGGUGUCGGACCGGGGCAAGAGCGGACUGGUGACGCUCGAGGCCGACACGCUCAAGGUGGCCGAACUGAAAACGCGACAAGACGGCGACGAAGAAGGAUUCCAGUUUACGCCGCUGGUGGGAAUCCUCCUGGGCGCGAUCACCGUUCUUCUGCUGAUCGCGUUGGCCUUCGUGCUGACGCUGAGGCGGGUCAGGUCCCGGGAGCUGAGGUCAGCACGCCGCGACACCGAGGAGAGCCGCCAGAAAAUGCUCAGCAUGGGCUCUCUGGACAACGACUGCGUCGGCGACAAGAGCCCCGACGUUGUGCCCUGCACCAGCACACUGCUUGACCGGAGAAAGGGUGGGGGCGCUCACUAUGACCUGAGGCGACCGCAGCCACCCGUGCCGCCGGCCAUGCCCAGUAUUUCGGAGGCGGUCUCGAUCGCACCAAACAGCAGCCUGCCGAGGAGGCACGCGGCGAUGGACUACCAUGACCCCAGAAUAGGUCAUGGGGACAUGCACACGUUCAUCUCGUCGCCUAGCAUAGAGAUGUUUCCGUCGCGGCUCUCCGAGCUGCCCGGCUUCCCGAAGGCACCGGCCCUGUCCAGCGAGCUGUACCGGCCGUAUGACUCGAUGGACGCCUCCGAGAGCGACGCCAAGGAGCUGGACGUCUCGUGCCAUGAGAGUGUGGUGUGACCGGCGCCGGGACGUGGCCGCGGCUGCCGGACGCCAGCUGAGGUGCACGGCGCCGGCCGGUCGUGAGCAGUGGGGGAGGGGGAAGGGGGGGGGGGGGCUGCCACCGAAGCCGCGUGGAAGGGAGCAAGGGCAUGCAGGCGCUGGCGCUGGAAAGUACAAGCGCUGGCGCUGGAACACACAGGCGCUGGCGCUGGAGCACGCAGACGCUGGAGCGGGGAGCACGACAGGACGACCUUGGCGGACGUCGGACGUGACAGGAUGCACUGCUUCAGGAAGCGCCGCUGGGGCACCUCUCGGCGGUGCACGGAGCGUCGUGGAGCCUGGCCGCGGCCGGCGGGGGUCAGCAGGUCAGCCCGGCGAGCGGACCGCGACUGCGCGAGCACUGGUGCUGUGAACAGAUCAUGGUGGACUUCGACCGCGUGUGACGCGAGCGGACGGACGACGCGUUGAUGCUGAACUGGCUGUGUGAAAGGACGGUGUUGGUGGACUCGUGCCGAGCUCGGGCGGCGCGCACUGAGAACGGCGCCCGAGAGGCAUGGCCAAAUGCUUGCGGAUGAACACCUGGCCAUUGACGAGGCAUGAAGGCUCAUCUGAUGUCAGUUACCCGGGCCCGGUGGUUGACCAGGGAGGGGAAAUGUGAUAAUGACCAGGUGCUGGGGCGCAUAACUGCUUGUUGAAUCGCUGGAAGGUCGUUAUAGUGUUUUACUCGUCACAGUGGGUUUAAUGAUAUGUUUUAUGUUGGCGCGCAACCAUUUACAUGUCGCGACUAAUGCAUAUAUUACAUCAUGCUUCGAUCUACGUUUUAAUCGUAUUUAGGGUAAAUGUAUAUGAAAUAACAACCUUGUUGGGCGAAACACGCAUACUUAACUGAUUCGUGGCCAUCUAUUACCGUCUGAGAAUUACCUUCUUGCAAUACUUAAGUUCAAGUAUCAUCUAGGGAAUCAAUCCAGCGUAUAUGUGCUUCAAAGCACGUUGUUGGCCUUUGGCUUGUACCGACGGGCUUGUUCUGUGUACCUUUAUACGUUGAUGUACUGUCUUAUGUACGCGAUACUCACAAUACAUGCGGAAUCAUGUCAUCGUACAGGAA
Pollicipes pollicipes is the source of this 1995-nucleotide messenger RNA. RefSeq names its product hemicentin-2. Gene Ontology annotation, molecular function: protein binding. Lineage: Eukaryota; Metazoa; Arthropoda; Thecostraca; Pollicipedomorpha; Pollicipedidae. The record is from RefSeq and is a predicted model, not a curated record.